Messenger RNA from Diuraphis noxia (Russian wheat aphid), 867 nucleotides. RefSeq lists its product as uncharacterized. Gene Ontology annotation, molecular function: cytidine deaminase activity; zinc ion binding. Lineage: Eukaryota; Metazoa; Arthropoda; Insecta; Hemiptera; Aphididae. The record is from RefSeq and is a predicted model, not a curated record. Gene Ontology annotation, cellular component: cytosol.
GAUAUAUUUACUUGAAAUACUAAUGUGUACAUAAAAUGUACAAUACGUUAAUAAAAUAUUCUAAUAGUACUUUACUGUAAAACAUCAAUUUAUUCUGUAGUAACUUAUUAACUUUUAUAGCAUUAAAUGGAUUCUGCUUCUACUGCAAAUAUAAAUCAACUUAAGCCACUCAAUGAACUAAGUAAUGAAGAUCAACUUUUAAUAUCUAUGUGCACACUGGUUAGGGAGAAAGCAUAUGUUCCAUACAGCAACUUCAAAGUCGGUGCUGCGUUACGAUGUGAUGAUGGGACCGUAUUUUCAGGCUGUAAUGUAGAAAAUGCCUCGUAUGGGCUCUCAAUAUGUGCUGAACGUACAGCCAUUGUGAAAGCUGUAAGUGAAGGAAAAACUAAAUUCACUACAAUUGCAAUUGCAGGAUUGAACAAUAAUCAAUUUGUCCCUCCUUGUGGUGCUUGUAGACAAGUAUUAAGUGAAUUUAAUAAUCCCAGUAAUGACAUGAUUGUUUAUUUAUAUCAACCCAAGGGUAGUAAUGUAGUUAUGACAAGUGUGUCUGAACUACUUCCAUUGGACUUUAAAUUUAAUACAAUUUAAUGAAUUGUUAAUCAUCAAUAUUAAAUAUGUCUUUGGGCUCUUCUUACAAUGCCCAGUUAAAGUUAAAGGACACUUAAUCGGACAUUGUAAGAACCGGCCUUAACCUGUUAUAAUCUAAAGUUUUGACAAAUUUUCUAAGUAUUUUUUUUUUAAAUUACUACUUGUAGAUAAAUUUUACCGCAGUUAACAUUUAUAUUUUACACCUAUUACUUACAUUUAUUAGUUAAGUAUCAUUAUUGUUUAUGAAAAUUCAAAUAAUUAUACAUGUCCAGGAUGCUU